ACAUGUUUCUCCCUCCUUGGAUGCAGGAAGCAGACCGAGGGAUGUUUGCGGGUGUUGCUGGUAUCGCGGAUCAUGUUGCAAACGGUAACGGUAACGAUCGCGACCCUAUGCACGAUCUGAGGGUGUUGGCGCAAGAUAUGAGGGCAGCACGGAGAGAGCGGGCUUAGGUACUCCUUCUCGACGAACCUGGACUCAACGAAUACGACAUCACUCUCCAUAGCUUCAGUGCCAUGAUCCUCGCCUCUCCAGAUAUGUGGGCGGCGUUCGUUGCCCAUGAAUGGACGCGCAGGACUGGCCAUCCUCAUCCGCCCCCUCCUGGACCCGAAGGAGCUCGCGACAACGAUUUCGAGGAACGGUUUUCUGAAAUAAUGUGGGACUUGUGGCUCGACGUCGUUGUAGAGAGUGAAUUGAUGGAAGAUGAUGAUGAUGAACCGAUGUUCUUUGGCCCACCUCGACCUCCGGCUUGGUUUCAUUGGGAGCCUGGCCACGGCGAGCCGCCAGUCUUCCCUGCUGGACUUCUACCCAUUGGUAGUGAAUUUCAGGUAGAUGACCUCCUUUGGGACGGUGCAUCCCUGAUUCUUCCUCAGGGCCCCGUCCCUGAGCCACGCGAUGUCGAUGAUACAGCAGGUCCUUUCUGGGCCCCUGCCCCAGUGACCCUCCGUCAACAUCAUUUCCUCCCCAGAGAACAACCGACGCACAAUGAAGACGAACUUUUCCUGCAAACGCUAGAAGAUGACAUAACCACACACCAGGUCAUUGAUCCUCUGGACAAUCUCUUAUUGGAUCGCCCCCCGUGGGCUCCUGACUUCCCUCUACCUCUCCGAGCGUCGAUCCGCGAUGUGGUAGAUUUGGUCGACUCCGAACCCUCUCUUCCCCCUCCAGGCUGGCAAACUGCGCUGACUCUCCUUCGUCCCUGGUUUCACGAAGCGCCGUGGAGAUUAGAGCCCGCGACCAAUAUUCCCGAUCACAUUGUCGGACGAGAAGAACUUGUGUUGUGGAUUGAUGAUGCUGUGGAUGUUCUGAUCAGGCGCAACAGGACACUUUUGCAGUUUAUCAACUUUGAUAUCCGUCAGCAAAUGGCUGUUGCACCAGACGCGCCUCGACCGUGAGACACGGGUUGAGAAGCGAAGCCAAGCAGCCUGGAAUGUGGAUUGAGGCGUCCAUCAAGAUGUGGAUGACGGUCGGAAGCAGUAUAAACUUUAUGACAUCGCAACUUGGACCUGUUGUACCUG
Molecule: messenger RNA, 1232 nt
Organism: Neurospora hispaniola
Lineage: Eukaryota; Fungi; Ascomycota; Sordariomycetes; Sordariales; Sordariaceae
Exons: 1
Coding region: 231-1109 (292 amino acids)
Source: RefSeq, a predicted model, not a curated record